Ostrea edulis (European flat oyster) is the source of this 1835-nucleotide messenger RNA. Its product is annotated as caveolin-3-like. Gene Ontology annotation, molecular function: molecular adaptor activity. Bases 317 to 940 code for a protein of 207 amino acids. The transcript has 2 exons. NCBI's taxonomy places the organism in Eukaryota, Metazoa, Mollusca, Bivalvia, Ostreida, Ostreidae. Gene Ontology annotation, biological process: caveola assembly. Gene Ontology annotation, cellular component: caveola. The record is from RefSeq and is a predicted model, not a curated record.
GACCCUGGCACGCUUUGAUGUUGCUCUCUACCGGCAGGUGGCGUUUAAGAACGUGCAGGUUGGCGUAAUGAAGAACGACGUGAUCCGCCUAUCAGUACAUCUAUCUGCUCCUGUACACGGGCAGUGUUGUAUUAUCUCUACGGUCAGAGGGGGAUGUUAAUUUCAUUUCACGUGUGCGCGAGAGAUUGGCGAGGAUUCGCAUAAAAAUACUCACCGUUUCCUCUUGAUGGAAGCAAAGCUGCAAGUAUACAUUGCUGAGAAUAAAAUCUCUCUUCGUUGAGAAGACACGGGCGGCAUUUAUAUAAAGAGAUUCAUAAUGACGGAUCGGCGGUCUCAAUAUGAGGGUGUUGAUGAUACAGAUGUGAUUAAUUUUACUAUACCUUUAGAGGAAACAGGGGAGACGGUCCCCCUUAGUCCCCCUAAAUCACCGGCCACCCGGCGCGCACCCCCACCGCCGAUAAUGCCGGUAUCAGAGCCGCCAAAGACCACAGUAAGGCCUGGAUCCGUGCCUGUUAAGCCAAUGGCACAGACCGCCCCUCAAAGUGCCAAAAUCAACAUCGAGGACAGAGACCCUACACGCAUGAAUGAUAUUGUUAAGGUAGAUUUUGACGACAUCUUCGCAGAACCAGUGGGAACCUACAGUUUUGACGCUAUCUGGCGGCUGAGCUACCGAGUUUUUACGACAACCAAAUUUUGGUGCUACCGUAUACUGUCUGUCAUUUGCGCACUCCCCCUGUCCGUCUGCUGGGGCAUUUCCUUCGCCUGCCUAACGUUUGAACAUAUCUGGUGUUCUGUUCCCAGUAUGAAGGUGUUCAAAAUAACGAUUCAGCCGUUCGCGUUCAUGUGGAGUACACUUCUACAUCUACUUUUUGAGCCUUUCUGUACGUCUCUGAGUCUGAUAUUCAGUAACAUUCGAAUACUACUCAAGAAGGACACCUAGGCCCCAGUAACAAUAUAAACACGAUCUGAGUAAAUAUAUUUUGUAGACUGAUAUUUAAAAGAUUGUUUCAGGGAUACAUGUAUAUAUUUGUUGUCGAGUUCGCUGCUUGUGUGUCAUAUAUAGAAUGUAUCGGUUGUCUUUCUUGAACUGGCGAAAUCUCUACAAGUGGAGAAAUAUGAAAGUCAUUCCUCGCUACUGAAACUAUGUUUUGUCUUUUGAGUGAGGUCUCUAAUACAUUUGACGCAAGUUCAAUUUCUACAUGUAAGCUACUCAGCUGACGUGUAGGAAUCUACAAAGAAAGUGGACUGUGUCGAGUACAAAAUAUAACCUUUCCGACACAUGUCGCUAGACGAGUAUAAAAGUCAUUUUCUGACAUCGAACAGUUUUCCGACACUUGCCGCUGGACGAACGAGGGGUGAGGGUUGGUUAAGUAUAUCUGGUGUUUCGUUAUGAUUUCUCCAACCCCAGUUUUUGUGGUUGAACACAAAGUUCAAGGACCAUAGAAACGAUUUCUCUAUAAUAGAAAGGAACAAGGAAUGCCAACUUUCACCAAAGUUACAUAAUAACGAAAUCAUAUGUAGGCAAAUCCACGAAACCAUCAUAUAAUAAUAUUAUGUUAGAUGUGGGGCACGAAAUCGUGUUGGUUACGGUACUACAUGUAUACAAAUAAAUAUAAAGACAUUGUUUUCAUAUACUUUUCAAAGUAAACAUAGGUUUUAUCAUGACGUUUAACAGCGCAUUGAAAACUUGGGAUAUAUACCUUUAAGAGUUCUAUGAAGUGCCGACAUUGAGAACCGGAUGAAUCGUUCUUUGUGCAUGCUUAUGGUACAGAGUUUCGUAUUUGUAUACAGUUUCGUAUUUGUAGUGGUUUCAAAAAAUAAAAAAAGUGUGUAAA